This is a messenger RNA of Mycetomoellerius zeteki, 1181 nucleotides long. RefSeq names its product nucleoside diphosphate-linked moiety X motif 8. Bases 90 to 857 code for a protein of 255 amino acids. The record is from RefSeq and is a predicted model, not a curated record. NCBI's taxonomy places the organism in Eukaryota, Metazoa, Arthropoda, Insecta, Hymenoptera, Formicidae. The transcript has 3 exons. Gene Ontology annotation, molecular function: coenzyme A diphosphatase activity.
UUACAUGCACUGUGUGUCAUGCGUUUCAUCGUAAUCACGUUUUAACAAUUUCUCCACCGAUAUUUAAUUUUACGUUAAUCCGCCGAUUGAUGCAGUCACCCACAGCGUCGAUGCGCCCUUUGUUACGUGCCUUCUCCAUAGCAUCCAAACAGCGUGUUGACAUGGUCGAUCCUGUUCUGAAGGCCGAGGUGGUGCUCUCAGAGAGCAAUCGCAAGGCUUGCAUCGAGAAAUUCAAAUCAGUCCUGGUGCCGAAGAUGCGUAACGUACCAGAAGCGGCCGUUUUAGUCCCGUUAUGUUUAUAUAAAGGAGAACUCGGAUUCUUAUAUACUCUGCGAUCCAUGAAGCUCACAUCCAAUCGGGGACAAGUGUCCUUUCCAGGUGGCAUGCGUGACAAGAGCGACGUCGAUCUGCAAGAAACUGCUUUGCGAGAGACUUGGGAGGAGCUGAAGAUUCCCAGGGAGAAGAUCGACGUGUGGACUACAGGGAAUCUCAUCGGCAAGUCUGAUGUUAAUGUGAUGCCAGUUCUGGCUUAUAUCGGCGAGGUGGUGCCGGAGGAACUGGAGAUCAAUCCUGACGAGGUGGAAGAAGCCUUCGUGGUCAGCCUGCAAAAAUUGUGCGAUCCUGAGCUAAUUUGUUUCACGAGUUUCCGUCCAACACUUGUGACCCUGCCAUGUUAUUUGGGUGGAAAAUACCGUGUCUGGGGUUUUACCGGCGCUAUCACUCACAUAGCACUCGAAUGCUUGGUGCCGCAAGUUUACAAAUACAAGUUCUUGUCAAUACAACCGAUGCAGAAGAAUGAAUCUAAAGAGAAAGAAUCAGUUUCUUCCGAUUAUGAUGCGACGCGUUCGAAAAUAUGAAGAGUAAAGUAGAAUAAAAUGCUAGAAUAAGAUCUCGGAUGGAAAAAAGAUGUUAACGAAAAAGUACAGAAAAACUACAUAGAUUGAGACAAGAAAUUCUUAAUUUUUCCUAAAUAUUUGUAGUAGGAUGUAGAGUGAGGUUUGUUUGUCUUAAAAAUUUUUAGUUUUUUGUAGAUAUUCGUAGUGGGGUAUACAGUGUCGUUGUUUGAGGGCGAAAGAUUUUUUUAUUUUUCAAACAAUACCAUUUUACGUUCCACUACGAAUAUCUAUGAAAAACAGAAGAAUUUUUAAGAUUUUGUCUCAAUCUAUGUAAUUUUUCAUAAA